UAAUACGAUGAUAACUUGCGACAUUUUGUAUACAUUUUUAGGAUUAGAUUAAUCCGGACGGUUUCUUGUUUUGUUUUGUUUUGAUGGUGGUGGUUCAUGCGCAAUACCUAAACCAAAUGAUUUCAUAUUACGAAUCUAGUUGUUUUGUUUUGUUUCUGAAGCAUCCCAGAAAUCUUGAAAGAACUUUUAUGCAUUCUUCAAUGCCCAUAACAUGUUUGUAGAAAUGACCAAAUGAAUAUGAAGAUUAUCUGAUAUGUAACCUUUCAGGUAACUGCUGUGGCUUAAUCAAUGGGAAAUUGCUGCAAAUCGUCCUCCAAAACCGGAUUUAAAAACAAACAAUCAACAAGUCCACUCGCAAGCGGAAAGGUUGCCCUUAUAGAAACCCUAGAAAAAUGGGAAGAAAAACUAUCCGAAGCAAACAGAAGAGGGAAGAUGGUUGUGGUGAAUUUUAGUGCAUCUUGGUGUAGUCCUUGUAGGGUGAUAGCGCCUGCAUUCUCCAGUCUUGCUGCUAAAUAUGAGUCACUUGUGUUCUUGACUGUGGAUGUUGAUGAGCUGUCUGAGUUUAGUGCAUCAUGGGACAUUAAAGCCACGCCGACUUUCUUCUUCCUUAAAGAUGGGAGACAAGUAGAUAAACUUGUAGGGGCAAAUGUGGAAGAGCUUAUAAACAAGACCGAAGCUUUUGCUGCUGCCAACUAUCAACAAAGAUGAAGAAAUUUAAAAAAAAAAAUUUACUUGGUUUUUUUAUUGAUGAUUUACUAAAUCUGUGUGUAUUUGUUGUAGGAAUGAGAGUUGUAGUUUGUGGAUUAAUUAGUAAAUGUACUUUUUAUCAUUUAAUGGAACUAUGAUAUGCUCUAAAA
Messenger RNA from Lactuca sativa (garden lettuce), 857 nucleotides. The record is from RefSeq and is a predicted model, not a curated record. Lineage: Eukaryota; Viridiplantae; Streptophyta; Magnoliopsida; Asterales; Asteraceae.